Messenger RNA from Dryobates pubescens (Downy woodpecker), 1240 nucleotides. RefSeq names its product HAUS augmin like complex subunit 8 (gene HAUS8). The coding region runs from base 38 to 1096 and encodes 352 amino acids. Lineage: Eukaryota; Metazoa; Chordata; Aves; Piciformes; Picidae. The record is from RefSeq and is a predicted model, not a curated record. The transcript has 10 exons.
UCGUCGGCGGUGUCAUCUCCCGCUCUGUCUUUGCAGGAUGUCCUUGUUGGCGAGUGACUCCAGUACGACGAUGACGGACAGAGAAGCGUCUAAUGAAAAGCGGAAAGGAGGAAGAGUCGUGAAGUCUCGCUACCUGCAGUGCGAUAACAAAGACGUCAAGAAGGAUACUUCAGCAAAGUCCUUUUCAAAGUCUGCUACUGAACCAUCUUGUACAACUGAACCAAGAUCCGGCCUUCCUCAGAAACGCAAAACUUCUGCUGGUGCUGUCUCUAGAUCAUCAAAUCAGAGUAGUUUUGAGAAGAGUGUCCUGCAGUCCACGUUGUUAGGCGAAGACAAAAUCAGUCGGCCUGACCUCGAUCUUUCAACUAUUUGUGGUGAUAAAACUAUCCACGUAGAGACUCCUGCUUCAAAAUCUGCUUGGGAAGGAGAUUCAGGGACAUGUCAGAACCCACAAGAAGCGGGAUAUGAUCCUGAUGAUCUGAUCGAAGAGCUAGAAUCUCAGACACUGCUUUUAACUUACCUAAGAAUAAAGGCAGGAAAAAAUCUUUCUGAGAUGGAGAAAAAAGCAGAACAAAACUUGUUAAAGUUGUGUGAAGAAAAGCAGAGACAACAAGAGAAGCUCUGCAAGUUGAAGCGUGAAAUUCUACUCAAAGAGAGAGAGCAGAAACUCAGUGAGGCAUUAGACAAACAGGUGGAAAUACUCUCUCCCCUUGUUCCUGCUUGUGAACAGUUCAAAGAGCAAUAUAAGAGCUUUGCAGUUUCCCUGGAUGCCACUAGACAUGAGCUGCCCACGAAGGACAUUCACAUAGAAGGAGACACACAAGCAUACCUUGAUGAACUGCAAAAGCAGCUAGCCAUCACCCAGGGACUUCUGACAGAAGUGAUGCCGAGCUUCUCAGGAGAAAGUGCAAAAGCAUGCAGUAUGCUGAAAGAGCUUAAAGAGGUUUCUCAGAAACUGGAUGGAGAGCUCCAAAGGAGCUUUACACAAGUGCAGAACCUGUCUUUUGAAGUCAGUAAAGAAGUUUCUCUGCAUAACCAAAGAGUAUGUGAAGAGAACCAUGGACUGGACGUUGUGAAGCAUUGGUACUUCAGCUGAGGGGGGUGGGUAUGGACAAGUGGCCACUGAGGCAGUGCCAGCACACCUGUGUGAGGUGCAGCUUGUCUGACUGGUCAGUUACACCAGAACUUGGAUCCAGCAAAUGGAGCUUUCUUCUGUCUUUCUCAAAAUGAAAUAAAACUA